UUCGUCGCUGCAGGGUCUCGGUUCCCCCUCGCUUAGGCCCGAGGGCUGGCAGCCGCCGCUGCCUCAGUGGAGCAACGCGCAGAUCUCAGAGCACUACAGCACCUGCAUCAAACUCUCCGCCGAGAACAAAAUCACCACCAAAAACGCCUUUGGGCUUCACCUCAUCGAUUACAUGACCGACAUCCUCAAGCAGAAGAACUCGGAGCUCACCAACUUCCAGGUGGCAGCCGGGACUUUGGACGCCAGCGCCAAAAUCUACGCCGUGCGCGUGGAUUCCGUCCACGCCGACACCUUCAGGGUCCUGGGCCACCUUGGCAAGGAGCCCGCCCCUGCCAGGGAGCCACACAGCCCCGGGGAAGGAUCCAGCCCAAACCCUCAAGCCCCCACCAAGCCCCAACCCAAGAAGAAACAAAACUUCAAAACCAUCGAGCAGAACCUGAGCAACAUCAACGCCCCCGACUCCGGCCGGCGCUCCGAGGUGGAUCCCAUGUUCCAGAGAGCCGCUGCUUCCUUUGACGAGUGCAGCACGGCCGGGAUUUUCCUGCCGGGGCUGCGCUCCCGGACGUUCCGGAGCCGCCUCCUUUUCCCGUCGGAGCUGAUCCCGCUGCCCUCCUCGGAUAUCCCGGAGACUCCCAGCUCCCGGCCCCUCGUCGUGCCCGCGCUCAGAGCCCUGCUGGCCCCGUGCCUGGAAAAACGCCGGAUCUGCUCCUCCCUGGCCGGAUUCCAGUUCAGCACCUGGGACCAGGAGUCCCACAACGAGUCGGUGUCGGCGCUCUCGGUGUCGGCGCUCCUGGAGAAGUUCCGCAGGAGCGAGCAGGUGUUCGAUCCCAACCUGGAUCCCGACAGCGAGGACGGCGAGGGCUGGGGCGGCCCCUCCCCCCCGGAAUUCCAGCCGGAUUCUCCGGCCGGAGACGGCAGCCAGGAUUCCCGGGAUAACGGCAAUUCCCUGGGGACACUCGGCCAUGGCAAGAGGAGCGCGGGGGCUCCCUCCGGAGCGGGGCCGCUGGAGCUCUCCGUGUCCCUGGCGCUGCAUCCCGGGGAAUAUUCCUACUUCAGCCCCCGCACGCUCUCCAUGUGGGCCGGGCCCCAGCACUGGAGAUUCCGGCCCCGACGCCACCCAGCCGCAGACUCAGAGAAGGAUUCCCGGCGGAGAAUUCCCAGGAAACUUUUCCAGUUGGAUUUCCAGGAGGACGUCGACUUCCAGCCGCAUUUCCAGAAGCCCAAGGUCUCGGUGACUCUGGGCAGAUCCGUCGGGAGCAGCCGGAGCCUCCGGAGCACGACGCUCCCCGCGGAUUUCAACUACGAACCCCGGAGCCUGGCCCAGCUCUUCCUGAAACCCCGCGUCACCCUCGGCCGGAGCUCGGAUCCAGCGGGAGCCCUGGAGAGCGAGGCCGGCAUCGAGGAUUACGACUACGACAAUCCCAACGACACCUCCAACUUCUGUCCCGGCCUGCAGGUCCCGGACAGCGAUGACGAUCCCGAUCCCGAUCCCACGGAAUUCCCGGGCCAGGCCGGGCUCUUCCAGCUCCCGGCUCAUCCCGAGGCUCCGGAGAAUUCCGGGAUCGGCGGCGGGAACAUCCCGGGCUGUGGGGAGCUGGAGCUGAUCGCUGAGCCCCAGAAGAUCCAUAAAAUCCCGAUCCAAUACGCCAAGGCCGCCAAGAGGAUGGACAUGAGGAGGCUGAAGAGGAACAUGUGGGAGCUGCUGACGGAGCAGGAGGAAGGGGCCGGGGAAGGGCCGGACACGGCGCUGACCGAAGAGAAAGUCCUGAGUGAGCUGACCCGGGAUCUGCUGCACAGGCUCCCUCCCGCCAUGGCCACCAACCUGUCGGUGCCCUUGGCCUUCGUGUGCCUCCUGCACCUGGCCAACGAGAAGGGCCUGAGGCUGGAGAGCACCGAGGAGCUCUCGGACAUUCGGGUGUGCCCAGGUCCCUGAGCCGGGAAUUCCGGGAAUUCCGGGAAUUCCGGGAAUUCCAGGAUCCGAAAUCCGGGAAUGCGGCGGUGUCCCGGAUCCCGAUCCGGCCGGGAUUGGGAAUUCCUGCGCCUCACUGAGCCUGCUCCGUCCCGGGAACUCCGGGUUAUCCCAAAUUUCCUGUUUAUCCCAAAUUCCCUUUUUAUCCCAAAUUCCCUUUUAUCCCAAAUUCCGUUUUUA
Molecule: messenger RNA, 2149 nt
Organism: Cyanistes caeruleus (blue tit)
Lineage: Eukaryota; Metazoa; Chordata; Aves; Passeriformes; Paridae
Gene: NCAPH
Product: non-SMC condensin I complex subunit H
Biological process (GO): mitotic chromosome condensation
Cellular component (GO): condensin complex
Molecular function (GO): chromatin binding
Source: RefSeq, a predicted model, not a curated record